This is a messenger RNA of Marchantia polymorpha subsp. ruderalis, 6190 nucleotides long. Lineage: Eukaryota; Viridiplantae; Streptophyta; Marchantiopsida; Marchantiales; Marchantiaceae. The record is from the annotation of a GenBank genome assembly.
GCUGGGGAGCGUCAGGCCGCGUGGUAGGAUUCGGUCGGAGGCCGAGGACCGCCCCGCUCGUAGGUCCGCUCGAGGCCAUGCUGCAGAUUCAUUCACUCGGGGGCCGAUGCGCAGAAGUCCGGGCAGACCGGAGGCACUGUGCUUGACAUUUCCUGCCAUUCUCGAGCUGCGGGUGCAUGCGCGCAGAGAGGCCACGACAAGGGUAAAUUCGAAGAGUGGCAGCAGAACUGGGCGGGAUCAGAAUCAAAUGAAUCGUAAUUAAAAUGAGUGUUAACGAGACUUGGGAGCUAAGUGGGGGACGGGAGCAGUGUAUAGAUAGCGCAAUUCAUGCCCUUCACUCGUGAGACUGAAUGGGAGAGCGCUCGGUCCUGGAGGGGCGCCGUGUCGAGGAGCAGUGGGAGGACCCGAUCGUUUCUGCGGUUUGUUCUCUGAAGAUCGCGGACCUCGUGAGAUACAGGCUGGACUCGCGAGAAAAGUGACGCAGGCUCCAGUCUAGCAGGCGUCCAGCUCAAGGUUGUAAUUCCCCGAGUGGUGCUUUGCUUGUUCCAGGCUUCCUUCCAGCGUCCAGAUUUGCGUCGGUCGUCGUCGGGCGGAAUUCGUUCCAGAAUGAGUUUCAGGGUGUUUGUUGCGAGCGAGAGUAUCGUGUUACGUGCAGGAGCCGACCAGCUCGAGAUUUGAGAAUCCCUGAGCUUGUGUCGGGUAGAUUCGAGCUCGCGGAACACUGUUCGUUCCUGAAUAAUUGCCGAAAGACGGGUGCAUCUGCUCCACAUGAACCCCGACGAAAAUAGCAUGCAUUCUCCCCCUCCGCUCGCCCUGCCGGCACACGUGCCCUCGCCUCUCCAGACCUCUCCUCCUCGUCGUCCAAAUUCCACAUCUCCUCCUGUCUGCGAACAAGGGCGAUGUCCGAGCGAUCCAACCGAACGCGAAACGACCUCGACGUGACGAUGAGCAUUCUUUCUCCUCACGCCUCCUCUUCUGCGAUUCAUGCACUCUAUCCCAUCUCUCUCGUCCUCAUGCUAGAUAUGAAGACUCCCACUCCCCCCGAGUUCCAUUCCAUCACUGCUAUCGACCUUCCAAGGCCGCAGUUUCACCGAUAUUGCGAGGGCGUGCACGUCCUCGGACCCGAAUUCCAUAGACCUCGCAGCUUCUCUUAGAGACCUGUGCAGUCACCUCCGCUCCUCCAUACGAGAGCCCGUGAGCUCGAGAAUAUUACAUCUGCCCUUGAACCUGACGUGUCAGUCUCUCUUGGAUAUCAGUCGUCCCUGUAGAUAUCACUCAACACUCAACCAGCGAGAGAGAGUCUUCGUCCACGUACACUCAGCCAAAGCCAGAGAGAGGGAGGAGUGUAGUUAAGGCGGAACUAUAAUUGAAAUGUUCUAUUCCAAUUAUACACAUGUUGCAAGUUACAGCAGGUAAGAUUCACUGCUGACCUUCGAUGUGAGGCCGAACCGUCUCCCUCUCAAGUUAGGAGCUGAAAGUCUCGUGGUUGGGAUGAGAUUGAGACUGACUGACUGACAGACAUGGGGAAUGACUUGUACAUACACGUCUGCUGCAAGCGUAGAUAGAGUGAGUGAGGCGAGGGAGGCAAAGUCUACUGCUCCCGCGCGUGGAGAUUCGACCUGCACUCGUGAAGUAUGAACCGCGAUUAGAAACAGAAUUGUCGAUUCGGAAUCGGCAUUCGUCGACGCCUUGCACAGAUCGAGAUGCCGACAACAUAAGGUUGAGAGCUUGUGGCGACGUGCGGGAAUUCGAUUACGAAAUUGAAGGAUAUUAGAUCCUUGUUUUUAAUGAACUGAAGCAGUCUUCCACGACUGGCAAGUGAAGCAAGCAAGCAGCCGAGCAACACGAUGAACGGGCUCCAUCAGCCGCUCCUGAUACAUGACGAUGGCGAAGACGAUGCUCUGUUAGACCAGGAGCACGAGACGCCCCAAGAAUCUUCGUCUCAUCGAAACGGAUCGCUUCAAGAGCCUUUGCUGCAGUACGAUGAGUACAUCGAUAAGUCUCUGCGAGAUGCACCGGUCACUGAUUUUGCCAAAGCGGGAUUCUUCAGCAGACUCUUUAUUUAUUGGCUGAGCUCGCUGUUGGACAAGGGCUGGAAGAAAAGUCUGGUAAAGGAAGACGUCCCUUUGCUGGUGCCCGAAGACAGAGCUUCGAAACUGUACGAUGACUUCAGUGCGAAUUGGCCCAAGGUGCAGGAGCCAAAUUCGGUCAGGCGCACACUGGCCCGAACAUUUUGGAAGCCAUUUGUGCGCAUCGGUGUAAUAGCUCUGCUGAGACUUUCCGUGAUGUUCGUGGGUCCAGUACUGAUCCAAAGUUUCGUCAAGGUUACUUCUGGAGAGGCGGCAUUCAAGUACGAAGGUUACGUUUUAGUUCUGGCUCUGUUUCUAGCGAAGUCCACAGAGGUGAUCUCAUCCCAUCAGUACAAUUUUCAGUGUUCUAGACUGGGCAUGAAAGUGAGAUCAGCGCUCAUCUCAACAGUAUAUCGGAAAGGUAUCCGAAUCUCGAGCUAUGCUCGGCAGUCUCACGGCGUGGGACAGAUUGUAAAUUACAUGUCGGUAGACGUUCAGCAGAUGAACGAUGUAGUGAUUCAACUUCACAAUAUAUGGAUAGUGCCGGGGCAGGUCAUCCUGGCGCUGUGUAUACUCUUUUACUUCGUAGGUGUUGCGACUGUGCCAGGACUCCUCGUCAUGUGCUUCACCACCGCUCUGACUCUCUGGGGAGCUAAGUGGCUGAAAGCCUAUCAGGGAGCUGUCAUGAAGGGAAGGGAUUCGAGAAUGAGAGCGACAGUGGAGGCUCUCAGUAACAUGAAGAUCAUCAAGCUCCAAGCUUGGGAUAAAAAGUUCCAGGACAACGUGGAGAGUAGCCGCCUGGCGGAGUACAAGGCAGUGUCUGGGUACAUGUAUAUUACAGCAUUCAACAUUUUCACUCUGUGGCUCACUCCCUUGGCUGCUUGUGUAGCCAUCUUCUCGUGUAUGGUGAUAAUGGGAGGAGGUUUGACUGCCAGCGUAGCCUUCACGACAAUCGCGACUGUGCGUAUUCUGCAGGAACCCUUGAGAGUUUUCCCUCAAACUCUCAUCUCUCUGUCACAAGCUAGCAUUUCUUUGGGACGUCUUGAGAGAUUCAUGUGGAGUGAUGAACUCAGGGCUGGCUCCAUUGAGAGGAUCCCUCACGCGGAGGAUACGGCUAUUAGUGUUGUGAAUGGAACUUUCAAGUGGAGCGAUGAUAUGGAAGAACCGAAUUUGCAAGAUAUCAAUCUGCAAGUACCACGGGGUUCUUUGGUUGCAAUCGUCGGUAAGGUGGGGGCCGGAAAGACCUCUAUUCUAAGCGCGGUGCUCGGAGAAAUGCCGAAGGUGUCUGGGACGGUGAGAAUCAGCGGGAGCACAGCUUAUGUAGCUCAGCAAGCGUGGAUCCAAAAUGGGACAAUCGAGGAGAAUAUCCUGUUUGGACGAUCCAUGAAUAGAGCUCUGUACCAAAGGGUUAUAAAGAAGUGUGCCCUGGAAACGGAUUUGGCUCAGAUGGAAUUUGGUGAUCAAACUGAGAUCGGAGAGCGAGGUGUGAAUCUUAGCGGCGGGCAGAAACAGCGCAUUCAGUUGGCUCGUGCUGUGUAUCAAGAUUGUGAUAUCUACCUGCUCGAUGACGUUUUUAGUGCCGUCGAUGCGCAUACGGGCUCCGAGUUGUUCCGGGAGUGUAUCGUAGGAGCUUUGCACGGUAAGACUGUGGUUCUGGUCACUCAUCAAGUUGAGUUCUUGCCAGUGGCUGAUCAGAUUCUGGUGAUGAGAGAUGGUAGAAUCGUCCAGCAAGGAAAAUACGACGAUCUUCUGACUGGGGGGACUGACUUCGAAUUAUUGGUGGAAGCCAAUAAUGAAGCCAUGGAGAAAGUCACUUCACACGAGAUUGUACCAGAAGAACCUGAAUUACCACCUGCCCCUGCAAGGCGUAUAUCUAUGGACGGAACUGCAAGGCGUAUAUCUAUGGACGGAACUGCAAGGCGUAUAUCUAUGGACGGAAAUGCAAGGCGUAUAUCUAUCGACGGAACUUCAAGGCGUAUAUCUAUGGACGGAGCUCCGAAAUCUCCUAUACUUGCUGAUGAUCAAGGCGACAGAGAAUUCUACCUUCCACCACCUCCAAUGGUUGGGUCUCCGGUACCGCGAGGAGCGUUUGAACUCCCGAGCCAGGAUACCAUGGCGAGACAUUCAAUGGAAAGACAUAUAACAAGAAAGUUUUCAGAACAAGAGGUCAGGGCUGAGAAGGCGCAAGGUUCAGCUCGUCUUAUACAAGAGGAGGAAAGAGAGACGGGAAAAGUAGGAUUUGCAGUUUACUGGAUGUACUUCACAAGGUCUUAUCGUGGUCUCUUAUUGUUACUCCUGCUUAUCGUUCAAGUCAUCUGGCAAGUUCUCCAAAUAGGAGGUGACUACUGGGUAGCUUAUGGAUCUUCCGAUAAGGAACUUGACGACCAACAAGCCAAACAAUUCAUUUUUGUUUAUGGCGUACUGGCACUUUCUUGCGGGGUAUUUGUUCUGUUCAGAACAUUACUCGUGGCGGUUAUGGGUCUGACGACGGCUCAAAGUUUCUAUCUAGGAAUGCUGCGGUGCAUGUUCCGCGCUCCCAUGUCAUUUUUCGACACAACGCCAACCGGGAGGAUAUUGAGCAGAUCUUCAACCGAUCAGGCUUCAACAGACGUGAUGGUACCUAUGUUCAGUGGGGCAGUUCUUGCUAUUGGGUUCCAACUCUUGGGUGUUAUAUUCGUAACAGUGAAGACUACCAAGGAAAUAUUGAUCUUGCUGUUACCGCUCGCCAUUAUCUACUACAAAUACCAGACUUAUUACUUCGCCACGUCCAGGGAGCUGACAAGAGUGGACGCGCUCACAAAGGCACCUAUUAUUCAUCACUUUUCCGAGAGUGUUUCAGGGUUUGUCACCAUUCGUUGCUUUGGUCAGCAGAGCAGGUUCAUUCAGCUGAAUGUGGAUCGAAUUGAUUCCAAUCUCAGAAUGGACUUCCACAGUCAAGCAGCCACUGAGUGGGUUGGAUUGAGAAUGGAACUUAUGGGAAUAUUCAUUCUCUGUAUUUCUAGUUUGGUACUAGUGGCUCUUCCAUUGGGCUUCAUCAAACCAGAACUCGUCGGAUUAUCCUUGACAUAUGGGAUGAAUCUCAAUGGGUCGCUUUUUGUUGCUGCCUGGAUGUUUUGCAAUUUGGAGAAUAAAAUGGUUUCUAUUGAACGUAUUGGGCAAUACACAAAGUUACCACACGAAGCAGAACUAGAGAUUGAGGAAACGAAGCCAGCCGCCAAUUGGCCUACAACCGGCACAAUUGUCAUGAAAAAUCUCAAGCUGCGUUAUCGACCACAAACACCUCUGGUCCUGAAAGGCAUAUCGAUAACCGUCGAAGGUGGUAGCAAAGUUGGAGUCGUGGGCAGAACUGGGAGUGGGAAGUCCACCCUCAUCUUGGCUCUGUUCAGAAUUGUUGAAGCAGCUGAAGGCCAGACAAUUAUAGAUGGUAUCGAUAUCAGUACUCUUGGUCUGAACGAUUUGCGCUCGAGGUUGAGCAUCAUUCCUCAAGAUCCAACCUUGUUCGACGGAACAGUGCGAAGCAAUCUGGAUCCGUUAGAAAAGCACACAGACGAGGAGAUUUGGGAAGCCCUGGAGAAAUGUCAACUUGGAGCCACAGUUCGUCAACUUACUCACAAGCUGGAUUCCGCUGUUCUCGAGAACGGAGAAAAUUGGAGUUUGGGACAGAGGCAACUGUUUUGUCUCGGUCGAGUCCUUCUCAAGCGUAGCAGAAUUCUUGUGCUGGAUGAGGCAACUGCCUCCGUAGAUUCCCAAACCGAUGCCGUCAUGCAGAAAAUCAUCAGAAAGGAAUUCGAUGACUGCACUGUAAUCAGCAUUGCUCACAGGAUACCUACUGUCAUGGAUGCGGACAAGGUCCUGGUCCUCGAUGCAGGGAGAGUCAAAGAGUAUGGGUCGCCGUCUUCUCUUCUGGAUGAUUCGCACUCUGAAUUUUCCUCUCUAGUUCGCGAGUAUUCCGCACGAUCUGUUAGUUACGUAGAUUUAGGUUCUUUAGACUCUCCCUCGAGCUGAGAGUAAUGAGCUAAAUUAGUUCUGUAGCAUCCUGGCCUUCGGAAUAGCCGAUCCGGUGUAUUAUACUGAUAAUUAAAUUCGUUCUAGUCAAUAAAGAUACACAUGCUUUUUAACGC